AAUUCUUCCCCCUCUUUCCUAAUAUCUAGAUAUCGUGAAUAUGGAUUUGAAAUGCAUAUUCAGCCUAGCAAUCCUUGUUUCCCAGAUAUCGCUUUCGUCGACGCAAAAUGUGAACGUUGUGAUUCAAGGAGCAACAUCAACUGGUGAAACAGAUGAUAACUUUGUAUGCGCUACAUUGGAUUGGUGGGCUACUGAAAAAUGCAACUACAAUCAAUGUCCUUGGGGAAAGGCUGGACUAUUAAAUUUGGAUUUGAAAAAGAAGGGUCUGAUAAAUGCAAUAAAAGCAUUCAAUCCUUUAAGAAUCAAAGUUGGUGGGUCGUUGCAAGAUCAAGUGGUGUACGGGGUAGGAGGAGUUAAGAAUUGCCCCAAUUUCAUGAAAAAUGAAGAUAGUUUAUUCGGAUUCUCUCAGGGCUGCCUUCCCGUGGAAAGAUGGGACGAACUCAAUAAAAUUUUCAAUCAAACUGGGUUGAGUAAAGGUUACGUUUGGGUUGAAUGCUCUUCUCGGAAGAAAUCGGUCACAAAUCGAAAAGGGUCUUUGGGUGGCUACUGGAAAUCGCAAAAUGCAAGGGAUUUCAUGAAGUAUACUAUUUCAAGGGAUACAAAGUUGAUUCUUAUGAAUUUG
Messenger RNA from Gossypium arboreum, 622 nucleotides. Its product is annotated as heparanase-like protein 2. Gene Ontology annotation, cellular component: plant-type cell wall; membrane. Lineage: Eukaryota; Viridiplantae; Streptophyta; Magnoliopsida; Malvales; Malvaceae. The annotation marks the transcript as partial. The transcript has 4 exons. The record is from RefSeq and is a predicted model, not a curated record. Gene Ontology annotation, molecular function: beta-glucuronidase activity.